This is a messenger RNA of Cyclocybe aegerita, 1230 nucleotides long. The record is from the annotation of a GenBank genome assembly. NCBI's taxonomy places the organism in Eukaryota, Fungi, Basidiomycota, Agaricomycetes, Agaricales, Hemipholiotaceae.
AUGCGGCUCUUUGAGCGGUCCAUAAAAUCACACAACGGCACAAGUGGAUCGCUCACCGUAUAUAAUGACGUUCUUCAAGCUCCCAAAACUCAAGAACCUCUGUUCGUCCAAGUCCCAGUCAAAGCCCUCUACCACUACCCAACCCGAAUCUACAAAAGAAAUGGCAGGAGAACUCCUCUUGAUCACUGGUGUUUCCGGACACGUGGUUUCCGCGUUCUCGCCGAGGCACUCCAAGCUGGCUACAGAGCUCGCGCCGUCGUACGCAAGGCUGAGCAGGUCACGAAGAUCAAGGCGACCAAGUCCAUCUCGCCGUAUGCGGAUAAGGUCGAAUUCGCAGUCGUCCCCGACCUCAGCGUUGAUGGUGCCUUCGACGCCCACACCGCCGGCGUCUCGUAUAUCCUCCACGUCGCCGCCCAGCAGUUCACCUCGGUCGAUGUUCCCAUCGAUGUCGCCGAAUUUGCCAAGAGCAACGUCAAGUUCACGGAGAACAUCCUCGAAGCCGCCGCAAAGGCCCCCUCCGUCAAGCGCGUCCUCAUCACCUCCUCCGUCACCACCCUCUUCACCGGCGAAGGCCUCCAGGGCGACUCUGACCUCGUCCUCAGCUGGAAAUCCGAGGUCGCGAAGGAUCUCGUCAGCCCCCACCCCGAAAAGGCUGUCGGCCCCAUCGCGUACGUGAUCUCCAAGGUCCUCUCCGCCAAGCUCGUCGAGAAGUUCGUCGAGGAGCGCAAGCCCCACUUCACCGUCGCCUCCAUCCUCCUCGGAACCACCAUUGGCCGCUUUGAACUCGCCUCAGAGUCGAAGGAGCUCGUCUCCGGCUCGAACAUCGUCCCCCUUGCGCCCCUCCUCGGAUUCCCCUUCCCACCGACCCAGUCCGUCUUCAUCCACAUCGACGACGCCGCCCAGUCGCAUAUCAAGGCCCUCACCAUCGACAUCGCACCUGGCACCGUCCGCAAGAUCGUGCCCGUGUACAACACCGCGGCCAACCCCGACGCAUUCACCUGGGAUGACUCGAUCGCGAUCGUCAAGAAGCACUUCCCGGGUGUCAUCGAGAGCGGCGCGUUCCCGCUCGGUGGUACCGUGCCGAAGCGUAAGUGCCUCGUCGACUCGUCGGAGGAUGAGAAGGUGCUCGGCCUCAAGUUCAAGACGUACGAGGAGGCUGUUGUCGAUCUAAUCACCCAGUUCCUCACCCUCGCUCAAGCCGCCCAAGCUGCUGCCGCCGCCUCUGCUUAA